AUGUUAAUGUCAUCGAAAAUUUGUAAACAUUUGAAGCUUGUUAUUUACCUUUCUCUUGUAACAAACUUUUUAAAUAUCGUUUUAAUAACCAGCUUGAUCAACAUAAUGUUUCAUAAGUGCUUAGUGCGUGCAAUUACUCAAACUUUUGGAGGUUCGAAAAACUUUCAAAAUGCCAACAUUUGCAAAAUACGGGGCCCUGCUUGCGAUCGUUUCAGAGACUUCAGCUCCUCUAACACGGCCAUUCAGCCGGACAAAUUGGAAAAAGUCCGGUUUGAUGAGUUCAAAAAGCUGCUCAAAAAUGAGAAAGUCGUUGUCAUCGAUGUUCGUGAGCCGCAGGAGCUGGUAGAGCAUGGGGCUUUGCCCCGGGCCUUGAAUAUACCACUGGACGAAGUAGAAACAGCCCUUAAAACCCUGCCAAAUGAGCAAUUUCUCAAGAAGUAUGGUGGUCCUAAGCCGGACGCAGACAGCCCCAUAGUGUUUUCUUGCAUGAAGGGGAUGCGGAGUGAAAAGGCCCAAAUCGCAGCUUUGCAACUGGAUUAUAAAAAUGUGAAGAAUUAUGUGGGCGGUUGGACUGAAUGGGCAGAAAAAAACAAAAACUAAACAAAGAAGAACAAGGUGGCACUCUGUGCAAUCAAGCCAGCUUCGCCCAAAGAAAAACUCGCUCGUAAGCCAAUCAGCAGGAAUCGAUAGAAACUUAGGAAACUAAAAGCACCGAAAAAGGCACUGAUUGACGAGAAAGCCCACCCUAUAAAUGGCAUGUUGCUGUUCGAAAUAUAACCGUUCUAAAAGCG
Molecule: messenger RNA, 791 nt
Organism: Dendroctonus ponderosae (mountain pine beetle)
Lineage: Eukaryota; Metazoa; Arthropoda; Insecta; Coleoptera; Curculionidae
Product: rhodanese domain-containing protein CG4456
Exons: 5
Coding region: 1-600 (199 amino acids)
Cellular component (GO): mitochondrion
Molecular function (GO): thiosulfate-cyanide sulfurtransferase activity
Source: RefSeq, a predicted model, not a curated record